AUGGAGCAUGCCUCCACCGAAGAGCAGUUGUAUGCGCCUUCUGUCGCUGAAUCCAAUUCGACAGUUGCAUCCAGUUACACCGGAAAGGAGCUCCACGUUGCAGUCCUCCCUCGCCCAACAGCCGAAGAUGGGACUGAACUUGAAGAUUUCGAAUGUCCCUAUUGUAUGCUCAUGAAAACCAUUCGGACAAAACAUCAAUGGAAGAAACAUGUCAUGGAGGAUAUCCAACCAUAUGUCUGCACAUUCUCUGGCUGCGACAUGUCAGAACAACUAUUCGAAAAUCGAGAACAAUGGUUUCGGCACGAGUUGUCGGCCCACCGAGCUACAUGGUACUGUAAUGAGGAUGGCCAUCCAGAAUUCGAGGCACAGAUCGACUUUAUCAAACAUAUGUCCGACUACCAUGACACACGCCUGACGGAGCAGAAGCUACAAUUGUCUAAAGACAUGUUUCAGCGACCCUUAAAGUCCGUCGGUGGAAAGUGCAACCUUUGUCAAAUGUUCUCCAGCAGGCUUAAAAGCCACGUCAGCCGCCACCUAGAGCAGGUGGCUCUCUUUGCACUGCCGAGGAAUAACGAGAUAGAAGGUAGCGGCAAGGCCGAACUUGAUGGGUGCAGUUCCCGGCUUGGGGGCUCAAGGGGGAGUGGAUCUCAGUCUUCUUCUGAAGAUUCUGAUGAUAAACUUGCCCCGAGCCAAAACGCAGCAGGUGAAGAGAGUUUAGCCACUGAGGGCCCUGAGCCCAGUCCACAAACAUAUUCUGUCGUAGAAGAAGAGGAGGAACAAGUUGGCGUUCCUGAGUUGGCGAUGGGAGUUGACUGGGACCAGUUAGGGAUGACCAAACAUUUACAAGCUGAGGAGAAACAGUCCCUUCAAAGCUUACCUCAACCUACUCACGAAGCUCCCUCAAACAAAUACAGCCCAGCCCGCCCGGGGACUGUCGGCUUCUGUGCUUUAGAUAUCAAAGCCAGAUCGAGGCAAAGUCGCCAGCUCUUGACACGCCAGCUCUCCCCGGGCGAGCUUGAAGUCGUCGUCUUUGGCGACAAGGUCAUCCUCGACGACGAUGUCGAGGAUUGGCCGCUGUGCGACUUCUUUCUUGCAUGGUACUCGGAUGGCUUCCCCCUUGAGAAGGCAAUCGCAUACACGCGACUCCGGAAACCAUUUGUGGUGAAUGAUCUCUGGAUGCAAAGCGCACUAUGGGAUCGCCGGCUCUGCUUGAGGAUAUUGGAUAAACUCCAGGUGCUCACACCAAAACGCCUCGAGAUCAAUCGCGACGGAGGGCCCAUUUUUGCAUCUACGCAGCAAGCUCAAUAUGUGCAGCGGAUGACAGGAGUCAUGCUACCUGGCCCAGAAGACAACGACGACGGUUUUGCGUCAGCCCAGUCUGUUUCCAUAUCCGAAAAUGGCGACACUCUUUAUGCAAAUGGGAAGUCUAUCUCCAAGCCAUUUGUUGAAAAGCCGGUAAACGGAGCAGAUCACAAUAUCGUCGUCUACUUCUCAACUUCUCAAGGCGGGGGUGCUCGACGACUGUUACACAAGCCUUCCAAUAAAUCCUCCGAGUUCGAUCCCCAUUGCACAAUCCCAAGGUGUAUUACAGAGAAGACAUCGAGUUAUAUCUAUGAAGAGUUCCUGCAAGCAGACAAUGCUGAGGACGUUAAAGUCUACACGGUCGGACCGCACUAUUACCAUGCAGAAACGCGAAAAUCUCCCGUCGUGGAUGGCAUCGUACGUCUUAACACAUAUCGAAGAGAAAUUAGGUAUGUCAGGACGCUUAGUUUGGCUGAGCGCGACAUCGCCGCCACCAUCGCCAAAGGUUUCGGGCAAUGUGUCUGUAGUUUUGGCAUGCUUCGGGCCGGGAAUCGCAGCUUCGUUAUCAAUGUCAAGGGUUUCAAGUUUGCCAAAGACAAUGACACUUACUUUGAUGAAUGUGCCAAAAACCUCCGAUCGAUGUUUCUCAAUCAUUUGGGACCAACUAAUGUGCACGUCGGACCAGAAAUCAGAUCCGACAUGCCGGCUCAAGAAGCAGCCAGCUCGUGGAGACUCAAAGGUGUAUCUAUGGCCAUUCGGAAUGGAGACCACACGCCAAGACAAUCUAUCUUAUUUCUGUCCUCAUCUGAAUUCCUUGUCGGAAAGGCAACGGAUGACGGGAUGAUCUCACUUGAAAAUGAUGAAGUCGUGGCAACCGUCAUUCACGCCACGCGAGAAACUCUAGCUCGUCAAUACGGCAUCAUGCAUGCUGAUUCUGUCGAGUAUAUACUACGCACUUCGAGACGUGCUCAAGUCAAGAUGAUUGAACAACACCCGUCUCUGGACCUACUGGUUGAGUUAGGCUUCCAGGACCCAGGGAUCGUCUUCCAAGUCCCUCUGCAGUCGUUGUUUGAGCUGAGCUGGGGUGAAGAAGCACUUCACUCUUUGAGGUAUCAAAGCCAAGAUCUUGGGACGAGCAUGCGGAAAGACUAUAUCUUGCUUAACAAAGCAACACUGGAAGACGUCAGGGUUUUCUGUGGGCGAGAUAAAGCCUCUACUGUCAGCGCCCAGAUUUGGACGGAUGCUUUCCUCGGUCACAGUAGUCUACCAGAGAACUUCAUCACCGUUCGCACAGAUCUGCUUAGCAAUAUCAGUUCUUUCGCCAGAGACGAGUUGGUGCAAGCAGAAAAGAAGCUCCAAGACCUUCAAGAGUUCAAAAACCUGCUGUCACGAACGAUUACUUGUGUACAAGAGCAUCAACGUGUCAUCGACUAUAACUCCGCAAAAUUAGAUGGCCAAUCUGACGGUGCAAGAGCAAUCCAACGUAGGUGGUGUGCGGGAGAAGAUUGGCAACUGUUCAGAUUAAGAUGGGAAUUGCUCUUCCACAAAUUCUUUUGGAAUCAUGGUAGCUGUUCCCGGAUUUCGAAUCUGUAUAUCAACAUGAAGCACGAUGCCUUUCACAACUUGCCUAUCUCCAGCUGGAUUGCUACAACACCAGUCCGUACCGACUCUACAGAAAUGUCAACCACGGACAAUUCUGGUGAAGGCGAAACAGGACCUAGGCCCCAAAGCCGAUUUCAUAUUCUGGAAUCACCUUCCGAGAAUGACUUCACGUCACCCUCUCGUGCAAUCUCUUCGUCGCUCCAGAAAACCUACACUGCUGUAAAAGCCUUGACGGAUUAUGUGAAGGCACGCCAAUACGGUAUCACUGACGACGAGAAACCCAGGAUCGGCCUUCUAAUAUCCCUUCCUUUGCUUCGAGAAGUAGUGGACGACUUUGAGGAGCUCCAGGCAUCGGGCGAGGCAAAAGCAUUUAUUUACUUCACAGACGAAUCGCAUAUGCGGGGGUUGUUCGAUUCCAUUGUGCUAGGUUUGCCACAAACGAGGAUCAAGACGAUGCCGGAAUUCGACAACUUAUCUCAGAUGUGCUUUGAGCUCUGGGAAUCGGCGACAGAAACAGAGGAUGGUCCAGAAUACAAGUACUCUAUCCAAGUCUCGGUCAGUCCGGGCUGCCACGUCGAUGAUCCAUUUUCGAUCGAAAUGGACAGCAAGCAUUUCAUACCGUCGCAGCAUCGCGUGCCCAUUGCCAGUCACUUGGACUGGAAAGAGUUCAUGACUACCUUGAAACAGAAAUAUAACACGGUCCAAUUGCCCAAAGAGUUCUUGCCCGUAAAUGUGUCAGAGGAACACAAAAAUGCGACCGAGGAUCGGGCUAGGUUGCUGCUGAGCACGGAAGAUCAGCAUACAUCUUGA
Messenger RNA from Cladophialophora psammophila CBS 110553, 3714 nucleotides. RefSeq lists its product as uncharacterized. Lineage: Eukaryota; Fungi; Ascomycota; Eurotiomycetes; Chaetothyriales; Herpotrichiellaceae. The record is from RefSeq and is a predicted model, not a curated record. The transcript has 2 exons. Gene Ontology annotation, cellular component: cytosol. Bases 1 to 3714 code for a protein of 1237 amino acids. Gene Ontology annotation, molecular function: inositol hexakisphosphate kinase activity; diphosphoinositol pentakisphosphate kinase activity; 5-diphosphoinositol pentakisphosphate 1-kinase activity. Gene Ontology annotation, biological process: inositol phosphate biosynthetic process; inositol metabolic process.